Molecule: messenger RNA, 1428 nt
Organism: Dibothriocephalus latus
Lineage: Eukaryota; Metazoa; Platyhelminthes; Cestoda; Diphyllobothriidea; Diphyllobothriidae
Source: the annotation of a GenBank genome assembly
AUGCUGCUAACGCUCCCUUAUCUCCACUUGACAGAGGGUAUUCCAUUUUGGGAAACUGUGGAACGCUUCAACGCCAAUGUUGCCUACAGUGGGCUCGUGCAUGCAGUGACUCAAGAUGGCGUCUUCGCCGAGAACAAGGAGAAGCUCAUCAAAGAUGCCCUUACCGUCCUUCUAACCAGAUGUCCCAGCAACGCAGUGAAUGAUAACUUUUGUGAUGCAGGUCUCACUGAUCAAGAAAUUUAUCUGCAAAAAAUGGAAUCACGGUUUCAUGCCAUUCGCCGCCUCUUUGCGUCAAAGGCUGGGUUUCAAUCCUUUACACAACUUCCUGGAAUUCGGGAAAAUCUUGGACGCGCCGUUGUCUCAGCGUUGGCCAUGCAGGAUGAUGGUCUAACACAUGUGGUCGUAGAUGCCGUCAACGCCUUGAUGCAACCCAUGCAUGCAUCACCGGACCUCCGACAGGAACAACUCAACAAAACCUCAAUCAUGUCCAGUUCUGUCUUCAUGGCACAACUAGUCAACGUCUUUACCCUGCAUGCCCUUCGAGGAACCGGUUCGCUUGUAAUUACUGCUCUGCUCGACUUCUUCACCUUCGCCAUCUGUCAACCCUACUCAGAGACCUCCGAAGGCGAAUCCUUUGAAACCCUGCUAGCUCUGGUGGCUUCGCGUGGACGGGCCCUCUUUCGUCUUUUCUGCGGCGCGGGGCUGGUAAUGCGAGCCCUCAUUGAGGAGGCACCGGACGUGAUUGUGGCCGAACUGCGACAGAUGUCUCUCGCAGAGGGUGCCUUGCUUCAACACCUCUCUACGGCCUGUUUCUCUAACUGUUCCCGUGAUCCUCGGGGUCUGGUGCUUCGGCAGUUGAGUCGUAUUCUAGUGACUCUGUGGACCGAGAACAACAUCCCUGCGCAGGAUCUUUUGCGGAGGAUAUUCCCCGAUGGUUUACUCUGCUAUCUCGAUUCCCCCGAUGUACCUCCACGGGAAGAGAAGGACCAUCUCUAUGUCCGUGACAAUCUCAUGCUAGCUCAGGAGCACAUGAUGCGUGUGCAAAGCAAGAAAAACGAAACCUUGUACGUCCUGCAGGAGAAGUUGGACGGCCUUCUGCAGCAUUGGCGGACCAAAAUUGGCCUCCAGGCCAAGCCGCCAGCUGCGCCUGUGCUAGAGGAGAAACCGGUCGCCCUGCGUCUAACUCGAAAAACUCGCAUGAAACUCGGUACAAACGAUACCACCGUCAAUGGGGUACCACAGACGCCUCCAAAGCAACUCAAUUGGCCCAUGUUUUAUUACCAGUUUAACGAGGAUCAUGCCAAGCCUGACCUCAUAUGGAACCUUCGAGUACGUGAACAUCGCCGGCGUUUUAUGUUGACCCCCUUGCAUGUUUGUUAUUCCUUUUUAGUCUUCAGAAUCUAUCAUUUUGACCUACCUGAACGAUAG